Molecule: messenger RNA, 2806 nt
Organism: Juglans regia (Persian walnut)
Lineage: Eukaryota; Viridiplantae; Streptophyta; Magnoliopsida; Fagales; Juglandaceae
Exons: 2
Coding region: 1092-1967 (291 amino acids)
Source: RefSeq, a predicted model, not a curated record
UGCUCUCUCAUAUUGUUUGUCCACCUAGGGAAAUCCAACUGGGACAUCAUCUACUAUGUUGUCGUUCAAAUAAGAAGGUACAAGUUUCUAUGAUGCGCCCUCCUCAACAAGUAAUAAACAUGUCAUUAGAAAACAUGACAACUCCUCCUAAAAUGCUCAACCAAUCCCAUAAACAUAAUUUAAACCACUGACUUUUCAAUAAAGCAAAUGAAUUUUCGUACUCCUUGACUUUUCAAAAUAGAACAUUUGAUAGACAAUAUAGAAUGGAGGGAGUAAAAUGGUAAAGCAGUAUGAUCUUCUAACUUCUCUAGAAGUAAUGACCCAGUUAUAUCAUGUGGCUUCAAUUUCUGCCUUUGGAGUGAGUUUGGACAGUUUAAAUGCUAUUUCAGAUGUGGGAUCAUCAUGCAAUGACCAACAAAGCAAGAGCCCAAUGCUUUCAAUGCUUAUAAUAUAAAUAUAUAGAGAGAGAUAACCCUAAACACACAGACCCGCCGCCACCCAGACCCCUCCCUAGUCGGCAUGUGGCAUCUCACCACGGCAACAGACUUGGUCGACAGGCCCCGGCACUGCCGUUGAGGACUGGCCGGUGUCGAUCCUCCCUCCAGUGACCGGAUUUUGCAGCUUCUGUCUCGGUUUCCGUCGUCUGUGUAGUACUUUUGUGAUGUCUGUCCCUGUCUCUGCUUCUGUCUUCGUCUCUCCGUCGUCUGCCUCUGUUGUCAAAACCAGAUUUGUCUCUGUCUCCCUACAUAAACGCCACCACCCUCUCCUACUCUAGAACGGCGAGUGAUCACGCGAGCACAAAUAAGGUCAACGGGCCCCAACAACUCCGCCGAGGGACGUCAGGAGUUAACCCCCUCUCCGGUGACCAGGUUUUUUCGCAAAAACCGACCUAGAUGAAGUUCUUUUGUUUUACUUUAAGAAGAUGAAGUUGGAGCAGUAGGGAGUAGUGGACACAGAGGGACUUGACCAUGACGACACGCGAUGUGGACUCAUCUCAGUUGGAAGGCAAGAAGUGGUUGAAAGUGGAAUAAAAAACUUUCGUUUUUACGAAAGAGGGAAGAAAUAAUUUUCAUAUUUCUGAACGUAGCAAAAUGAUAGCUAAGUUCAUGUGUCUAGGGGGGAUGGCAGCUUCGUGGGUGGCUAAGGGGAUUGAGGAUUGUUUAGAACUUAUCCGUCAUGAAGGUUUCUUCAGAGAGUUAAGGAUGGGUAGUAGAGUUUUUAUCAUUCAACAUCAUGCUAACACAAGGGGCAGCUUUCUGCAACUCUCAAAAUUAUGGAAUGGAAGGAGGAAAAUAUUGUUAGUGAUUCUGGAGGGCGCUAAUGGCAUUGGAUGGAAAGGCUUUCUGCAGUCCAUUCGAAGUGUUAUUGGGGAGUUUGGAAAAACAGUGGGAAGGCCGUCUUCAGUCAAAGGUGCUUCGUACGCUGCGGUGUUGAGGUCAUUGGCGGGUAGUCCAAUCGAGAACAACUCAGCGGCAGAAGGAAAGAGUAAGGCACUUGUAACAGACAAAGGCCGUCAGGUGACAUUAGGAGAGGUGGAGGGGGUCUUGUGGGAUGUCAAAGCUCAAUUGAAGGGAGUUAUAGAGUAUGUGAGAGAUCUAAUGAUUAAAGUGGAUAAGAGGCUAGACUUAGUCAUGGGUUUUGGCAGUGGGCCGAGCAUGGAUGAGGGAGGGCGGAGGGUUGAUCCUUCGAGUUUGAAGGCCACAAGUGUGCAGGCAAAAGACGUUUCAACGCCGUCACAAAUAGGGUCAUUGGACGCUAGCAUCUUUGUCCAUGCCAGUGUCACUAUGCCUCUUGAGGGAGCUGUAGGACCUCAAUCACCAUAUGCAGAUGAGAUUGGUACUUCUGUCCAAGGUUCAUCCUUAGUUGAAGACGGGGGACCCUCCAAGAUCUUGAAUAUUUUGGAAGAAACAGUCAAACCUCUUUUGGAAGAUGCAAACGGAGUUACAGAAGCAAAGAGAAUAAAAUAACGUGAUCACAUGCAUGCGACUUAUUCUCUAAUUUGCUGCAACCCAUACCUAGCAAUGUCUUAUUGGUGGGUGUAAAAGAGGGAUUGUCACCCGACCGGUUGGUAGCUACUCUCAUAAUAUAAAUAUAUCAGGGUUCAAACAAAUCUUAAAUUGAGUCAUUAGCUUAAAAGUUAUGGGUAUUUCUGUGCGCAGGAUUGGAUCUGGAAUUUCAUAAAAGCUCUGUGCAUCAUUUCAUUCUAGAGUUCCUGAUAGUAUAAAAAACCUCCUAUUGAGUUUUACUAAAAAUUUAUUUACGAGGGCAUAUAAAAAUGUAUUUAUGUAGUAGUUAAAUUAGGAAUCCUAGUCCUGAUAGCUUAAUUCAGUCCAUCUAAAUAGGCUGCACUGCAUUUAAAGAAUGCAAACUUCACUUAAUAGUAUGUCAAAUGUUUUGAGUAUUAAUGUGACUUUAGUGCAAGUUUUCAUCCAUUCUUCUUCUUCUUUCUUCAGAGCAUAAUCAUUGUUGAUUUUUCAGAUUAGAGUCAACAUAGGCCCAAUAAAAAAAGUCCCUCUUUUCUUCUCUCUUUCAACCCCAAAUGAAAGCAUUUCCUAAAACCUAAAAGCUCUGCAUUUUUGCUGAUUCUUAGUCACCAACUGAGCCCUUUGAGUAAACCUACAAUUAGAGUUGCAUUGCUGCCCAGAUUCCCAGCAAGCAGAUUCCUCAAUUCCCAGCCUCUUGCAGCCUCUAAACUUUAAAGACUCUAAUUCUAUCACGAAAUAGUAGCAUCUUAGCAUCAAUUAAUAAAUAGCAGAUCUAAAAAAUAAAGCAGUCAUCUACAAAAAUGAUUCAAAAAUGACAGUAA